UACAGAGAGCAGCGACGUCAUUGAUGUUACGUUAGCCGGCCAGCUAACUACUAAACUUUUGUAGUAAGCAGUUUUCUUUUCAGAGAAAAAUGGUGAAACAGACGAUACAGAUAUUUGCUCGCAUUAAACCCACCAAAAAAACUGCGACGGUGUACUCUGUUGACAGUGAGGAGCAGACAGGUGCUUCUGUGGAGUUUAUGGUGCCCAGGGAUGUGGCUGAUGGUUUUGUUAACAACAAAAGGGAGUGCUACAAGUUCAGGUUCCUAAAGGUGUUUGAUCAAGCUACUAAACAAGAAGAUAUAUUUGAAAACAUUGCUAAACCAGUUGCAGACAGUCUGUUGGCUGGAUAUAAUGGCACCAUAUUUGCCUAUGGCCAGACAGACAGUGGGAAGACGUUUACCAUCACAGGAGGAGCUGAGCGCUACAGUGAUCGGGGCAUUAUUCCCCGCACCCUUUCCUACCUGUACGAACGCUUCAACCAGGACAGCAGUAUGGUUUAUACCACACACAUCUCCUACUUGGAGAUCUACAACGAGAUGGGAUAUGACCUUCUGGAUUCCCGCCAUGAAGCAUCUCGACUGGAGGACCUGCCAAAGGUGCUGAUCAUGGAAGAUCCAGACCAGAACAUCCAUCUCAGGAACCUGUCACUGCAACAGGCAGCAAAUGAGGAGGAGGCUCUCAAUCUACUCUUCCUGGGAGACACAAACCGUAUGAUUGCAGAGACUCCGAUGAACCAGGCAUCCACACGUUCCCAUUGUAUUUUCACUGUGCACUUGUGCAGACGUGAGCCGGGCUCGGCCACCCUGCGACGCUCCAAGCUCCACCUGGUGGACUUGGCCGGAUCGGAUCGAGUCAGCAAGACUGGCCUGAAUGGCCAGCUGCUCACUGAGGCCAAGUACAUCAACCUCUCUCUCCACUACUUGGAGCAGGUGAUCAUAGCCUUGUCAGAGAGGAACCGCUCCCAUAUUCCUUACAGAAACUCUAUGUUGACUUCUGUGCUGAGGGACAGCCUUGGGGGCAACUGCAUGACCACUAUGAUUGCCACUAUGGCAGUGGACAGGAGGAACCUUAAUGAGACCAUUGCUACGUGUCGAUUUGCUCAGCGCGUGGCUCUCAUCAAGAAUGAGGCGAUGUUGAAUGAAGAACUGGAUCCUGCUCUGCUAAUAGCCCGUUUGAAGCGGGAGAACCAAUCUCUGAAGGAAGAGUUGGCCAUGCUGACAGGAGGACAGAGAGAAGACCAGCUUACUGUGGAGGAGAUCCAGAAGUUGGAAGAGUUAGUCAAGACCUUUCUGGAUGACCCUGAUCCAGACGUGACACUGUCGUUGGGACCAGACAUGAGAAAAAUCCAGUACUGUUUCUCCCUGCUGAAGAAAAUGAUCAUGGACAGGCAUGGUGGAGGAAAUAGGUCCAGUGAUGGGAAGGUGUCUCCAGCAGCUACAGUGAGGGAAGUGGGAACUCAAGACAGCCACCAGCAUGCAGCAGAAGUGACCAAAUUAAAGGAGAUGAUGACACAACGUGAUAAUGAGAUCAGUAUCCUAGUUAAGAUGUUAAAGAAGGAGAAAAAGAAGGCCCAGGAUGCUGCCGCUCAGCUUGCUAACAUCACCAGUGAUCAGAGCCUGGCCUCCCAGAGUGCCCCCAGCUUGUCAACAACACCACUGUUGAAAGAAGGAAGCACAGACGCUAUCUCAGCUGACCAUGGAGGACGGGCCAUGAGGCACAUCAAAAAAAUAGGUCCACAGCUGUCUAUGGGUAAGCAAGAGGCCUUUGAGACUUUCAUAAGGGACCAUGAUGACCAUCUGACCAUUGAAGACAACAAAAAGAUACUGAAACAGAGGUCAUCUGAGGCCAAAAGAAUUGGGGAGAAGUUGAAUGAGGCCAGAAACAGAAUAAAUGAUUUGAAGAAGCAGUUAGAGAUGCAGAGGAGGCAGAGGGCAGCUCAUGGUGUAAUGGGGAAUCACCCAGUGGUUGAGGAUGAUGUCGACCUGGUGGAAGAAAACCUGUGCAAACACAUUGAGCAAGAAAAAAAGGCUUACAAAGGCAACAUUGGUCGUCUAAAAGUGCUGAGGACAGAGAUUGAGCACCUGCAGCUGUUGUUGGAGAGGGCAAAGGUCAAGCUCCAAAAGGAUUUCCAUAAGUGGUGGAGCGAGGAGGCUUCCAGCGUGCAGGAGUCAGAGGCCUCAGCUAGACAUCGCACAGAGUUGACAAGUGGGACCUUGCAGCCAUCUUCACCUCGCACUCCAGGCUUUCGUGUACCUGGUCUGAGCAGCACUAUGAGAGGCUCCCCACAAGGCCCAGACCCAAAUAUGGACCGUACCACCACUGUUCAGGACCUCGGAAGCUUCAUCCCCAAAAGUGUACCGCCCUUGACGGCUGACCCAGCAGGUCAUGAUCCAUUCCUGGAUGGGAGGGUGACUGACUCCACUCCAUCAUCUGAGUGGAGGGCCCUAUCCACCACCUCGCUCCCAUACACCUCUAUUCCUUUGACUGGAGACGAUGAGAUUGAUGCCAAUAUCCUGGCCUUUGUCAGAGCCAGGCAAAACCUCCUUGAUAGGACAGGUAAGGAAGACUCAUUUCAUGCUUCUUUACCUUGGCACGCUAAGCUGGAUAGGGACAGUGUUUUGACAGGAAAGCCCCUUUCCUUGGUUGUUUGGUAACCCCUGUAUGGUGCAAUCCCUCCUAUCAAAACAGCUUUUAAAUCACUGGAGCAUGCUGGGUAGUGUAGGGAACCUGGACACAGACAGCAUCAUUCCAGAGUGGAGGCUGUUAUUGUAAUUGAAGUGCUUCAUUCAGGGAUUGUUUCUAUGAAAAUACAGAGUUUUCAGAGUUUGUAAGACCAAGAAAAGCACAUCACCUUGCCAUUGGCUUUUUUGUGAUUGCUAAAGGACUUUUAUUUCUCAAGUAUUCUUCUAAUACUUCCAACUGGAUGUUUAAUCUGCC
This is a messenger RNA of Centropristis striata (black sea bass), 2937 nucleotides long. RefSeq names its product kinesin family member 6 (gene kif6). The record is from RefSeq and is a predicted model, not a curated record. Lineage: Eukaryota; Metazoa; Chordata; Actinopteri; Perciformes; Serranidae. Gene Ontology annotation, biological process: microtubule-based movement; mitotic spindle organization. Gene Ontology annotation, molecular function: microtubule binding; microtubule motor activity; ATP binding.